Molecule: messenger RNA, 2137 nt
Organism: Strongylocentrotus purpuratus (purple sea urchin)
Lineage: Eukaryota; Metazoa; Echinodermata; Echinoidea; Camarodonta; Strongylocentrotidae
Product: MFS-type transporter SLC18B1-like
Exons: 14
Coding region: 267-1772 (501 amino acids)
Biological process (GO): transmembrane transport
Molecular function (GO): transmembrane transporter activity
Source: RefSeq, a predicted model, not a curated record
UAUGCUUUAUUACAGGGUUUUAGUUUUGAACAAAAUGCGUACGCGCCUGCCAUUAGUUGUCCGAGAAGCGGUAGUCGCAUUUAUUAGCUAUCGUAUGGAAUGCGCCCAAUCAUCCGAUUUUCCGCGCUCCAAUUCGUUGCUAUGCUCGUCACUGUUUGUAACCGUACAAAAUAGACUUAUGCUGAUCGGUCAAACGGACUAUGCCGGACGUGCAGCACAUAGGUAUAUAGCCUUGCUGGUAUUCAACUGACAAAGAACCAGAGCAGAUGCAGCAGAACAUCUCACACACCAUGGCAGAUGAAAUCAUCAAACUACUCUCAAGCAAACAUGACGACAAGAACUCACGGUAUAUCCAACUCCAAGAUCUAGACCAUUCCCAUCAUUCUAGAUCUGGUCCUACUGAUGUAGUCCCAACUGCCCCAACCUCCCCAAGCGAGAUCACAGACGCCAUAACCUCAGGGCAAGAUGGUGAGAAUGGGGAAAAGGAAAAAACAAAUUCAUCGAUGACUCUUGCGCAGAAACUGACGUUUGUUGGGAUGGCAAUCAUAUACUUGGCAUCUUUUAUGUCUUUCUCUGUACUUGCUCCAUUCUUCCCUUACGAGGCAGAGAAGAAAGGCGUAAGCCCAACUGAAACGGGGCUUGUCUUCGGAAUAUUUGCUCUCACCAGUUUCAUAGCUUCUCCGAUAUUGGGCAAAUAUCUGCCUACUAUUGGAGGGAAAUUCAUGUUCCUUAGCGGGUCUUUCGUAACUUCUGGUUGCAAUAUAUUGUUUGGAUUUCUGAACAAGAUUGAAGGCAAAACCACUUUCUUGAUCUACUGCUUUGUAAUUCGCAUAGUGGAAGCUCUUGGAUCAGCUGCUACAAACACAGCAGGCUUGGCGAUCUGUGCCAAUGUUUAUCCAGACAAAGUUGCUCAAAUGUCUGGUUUUCUAGAGGUUUUCGUCGGCAUUGGUUUAGCAAUUGGUCCAGCUCUCGGCAGUUUAUUUUAUGGAAUCGGUGGAUAUCAACUUCCAUUCCUAGUCAUAGGUUUGACAGCAAUGGCCUUUACUAUCCUGAAUAUAUUCACCUUACCAAGCUUGAAGUCCGUCAAUAAGGAGAACACGAGCACAGGUUCCUUGCAGGAUGUGAUGAAAAUCCCGGCUGUCUGGGUCGUGUUUAUUUGCUGUGGGUGGGCAAGUACUUGCAUUGGCUUUACAGAAGCAACAUUAACCCUCCAUCUAACGUCCCCUCCGUUUAAUCUUAGUCCAUCUUCAACAGGACUGCUUUUCUUCGUGAAUAGUGUGAUUUAUGGCAUCUUUGCACCGAUAGCUGGGUACAUCGCUGACAAAAAGGAGAAGACACGUAUCAUGAUAACUGUAGGCAUGUGCCUUACAGGGAUUUCACUCAUGCUAGUUGGCCCAAGCCCCCUUCUUCACAUACAAGGUCAAUUGUGGAUCAUGGUUAUAUCGCUAGUGAUAUUAGGUUUCGGCUUAGCUUUUGCUAUGAUCCCAACAUUUUUGGAUAUGUUGUUUAGUGCUAGUUGGUACGGACUCCCUGACAACCUGGCAACACAGUCUCUUAUAUCGGGACUCUUCAAUAGUUCUUUUACAUUGGGAUAUUUUUUAGGGCCAAUCGGAGGAGGUGCCCUAGUUGAGCGGAUUGGAUUUAAUUGGACAUCAACAUUUAGUGCUUGUGGAUGUUUUAUCACCGUGCUUAUGAUCAGUCUGUUUGGAGCAUGGGAGUUUAAAUGUGGAAAAGGGCGAAGGAUACCCAGCCAUAUGAAUGAACAGUCCUGAUCAGGUCAUUUCUGGAUUUCUUAUCCUUACCUUUAACCCGGCAGUUAUCAGUCUCAAUGCCUUCAGGUUGUCUGAACCUAGGUUCUGGUUAUUUAUGUGAUGGAGAGUACAUGUAGCUGAGUGAGGUCCAUUAGUGCGACCAUCUCCAAUAAUGAUCGCCAGUUUUCGAGCCAUGUAUUAAACUCUAUGGUCCAUUUUAACUGCCUUGAACUACCGUACACCUGCACCCCCCCCUUUAAUUUUUAUAGUACGUCAUCGAUACUUGAUACUUUAAAAAAAAAAACCUCUUUAGCCCUCCAUAGGCUAUUUUAUUGAGUCAAACACACAUUUUUACAAUUCAAUGAAAUUAAGUCUUUCCUUAACUC